CCGCCUCGUCCCAAAAUGGUGGCGGCCCUUCUGAGAACAUGGCGGCCCGCGGCGGGGAGGCUCUCUGGGCUGGCGGUGGGACCCUCCGACCUCUCGGCAAUGCCUCCGGUCCGGACCCUCCGCAGCAUGCGGGAGCCGGGGCGGUCUCUCUGUCCCUGGGCACAGUCAGCCCCUGGGGCUUGCUCCUCCCCGUGGUCCCGAAGCGGGACGUGGCGGAGCGGGUUGGGAGCUGCGGGGCUGCUCGACGGUUUCGUGUUGGAGCGUGAGUGCAUCUCAGUCCAUGUUGGUCAGGCUGGUGUGCAGAUUGGCAAUGCCUGCUGGGAGCUGUACUGCCUGGAGCAUGGCAUCCAGCCCAAUGGUACCAUGCCAGCUGAUAAAACCAUUGGUGGAGGUGAUGAUUCCUUCAACACAUUCUUCAGUGAGACUGGUGCAGGGAAACACGUCCCUCGGGCUGUGUUUGUGGACCUUGAGCCAGCAGUAAUAGAUGAAGUUAGGACUGGGACAUACAAACAGCUCUUUCAUCCUGAACAACUGAUAUCUGGUAAAGAAGAUGCUGCAAAUAACUAUGCUCGAGGUCAUUACACAGUUGGGAAAGAGAUCAUUGAUCUUGUUCUAGAACGUAUCAGGAAACUGGCUGAUCAGUGCACUGGUUUGCAAGGUUUCCUGAUUUUCCACAGCUUUGGGGGAGGCACGGGCUCGGGUUUUACCUCUCUGCUGAUGGAGCGCCUGUCUGUUGACUAUGGGAAAAAAUCAAAAUUGGAAUUUGCCAUCUACCCUGCACCACAGGUCUCAACAGCUGUUGUUGAGCCUUACAACUCCAUCCUCACCACCCACACCACUCUGGAGCAUUCUGACUGUGCCUUCAUGGUUGACAACGAGGCCAUCUACGACAUCUGCCGCAGGAACCUGGACAUUGAGCGCCCGACCUACACCAACCUCAACCGCCUGAUUGGGCAGAUUGUCUCCUCCAUUACUGCUUCCCUCAGAUUCGAUGGUGCCUUAAAUGUGGAUCUUACUGAAUUCCAAACUAACUUGGUGCCUUACCCUCGUAUCCACUUCCCUCUGGUAACCUACUCCCCCAUCAUUUCAGCAGAGAAGGCCUAUCACGAGCAGCUCUCAGUGUCAGAGAUAACCAAUGCCUGCUUCGAGCCAUCCAACCAGAUGGUGAAGUGUGACCCUCGCCAUGGCAAGUACAUGGCCUGCUGCAUGCUGUAUCGUGGGGAUGUUGUCCCCAAGGAUGUCAAUGCUGCCAUUGCUGCUAUCAAAACCAAGCGCACCAUCCAGUUUGUGGACUGGUGCCCUACUGGUUUUAAGGUUGGCAUCAAUUACCAGCCACCAACAGUGGUUCCUGGUGGUGACCUGGCCAAAGUCCAGCGGGCAGUCUGCAUGCUGAGCAACACUACAGCCAUCGCUGAGGCUUGGGCUCGUCUGGACCACAAGUUUGAUUUGAUGUAUGCCAAACGUGCCUUUGUGCACUGGUAUGUUGGAGAAGGGAUGGAGGAGGGGGAGUUCUCAGAGGCUCGGGAAGAUUUGGCUGCACUUGAGAAAGAUUAUGAAGAAGUGGGCACAGACUCAGUGGAUGGAGAAGAUGAAGGUGAAGAAUAUUAAAUGCAACAAAAGUGAAUUGCAAGUCUGCUGUUUUUGUGCCUCUUCAGUAGCUGUGUAAAUCAUGUGAAAUAAUUGGAAUAAACUUCUUUAAUCAAG
Molecule: messenger RNA, 1704 nt
Organism: Calypte anna (Anna's hummingbird)
Lineage: Eukaryota; Metazoa; Chordata; Aves; Apodiformes; Trochilidae
Product: tubulin alpha-8 chain
Exons: 5
Coding region: 16-1608 (530 amino acids)
Biological process (GO): microtubule cytoskeleton organization; mitotic cell cycle
Cellular component (GO): microtubule; cytoplasm
Molecular function (GO): GTP binding; structural constituent of cytoskeleton
Source: RefSeq, a predicted model, not a curated record